Messenger RNA from Fopius arisanus, 4409 nucleotides. RefSeq names its product Brother of Yb (gene BoYb). Gene Ontology annotation, molecular function: nucleic acid binding; ATP binding. The transcript has 2 exons. NCBI's taxonomy places the organism in Eukaryota, Metazoa, Arthropoda, Insecta, Hymenoptera, Braconidae. The record is from RefSeq and is a predicted model, not a curated record. The coding region runs from base 462 to 3428 and encodes 988 amino acids. Gene Ontology annotation, biological process: germ-line stem cell division.
CCCGCGUUUUCCACUGUCUUUCUCUAAAGAAAAACUUAUGCUGAUAGGCGAGAUAUAGGCGAGAUUUACUGAUUAUUUUUUAUCGCAGUUUGCUGCACACUCAAUAGCUAACAGUAAUUACGAAUUCAGAUACGGUCGCAAGAAAUUGUAGUUAGUGCCAUAACAAUCUUACCAUAAUCAUUACCAUUAUGGAUUCAGUCAGCAUGUCAUUCUCGUUGGAAUUUGCACAUAAUUGAUUGCCAACUACUACAGAUUACUUAUUCUGUUUUUGAUCACCGAAAAGUGAUAUAGCUUGCUGACAAUUGAAAAACCAACCAACUUUUUGAAUUGUAUGCUUUGCAAGAUAUCAAACAAUUGUUCUGUCUUUCUUCCAGACCCGAUAUUUUGAAUAACCCUCACAACCGAUGAAAAUUUCCUUCUAUGUUUAGCGUAUAAAGUAGCACGGUGCUAGCAUCGAAGAGAUGAGAAAUUUUUCAAGAGAACAGCCUUAUGAACUGCCAGCAACUGCAGAGGAAAUUAUAGUGUUCAAGGUCAUAGACCCCCAUCACAUAAUCGUGGGCAAUGUAGAUAACAGAUGCAAAGAACUAACCAAAAUAUCCUGUAAACUCUCAACAUUAGCUAAGCAGCAUUCGGAAAAUGGGCCCGAUCGUCCAGAAAAUAGAACAGAAGUAGUUGUUCAAGGAAAAGUGGGAACUAAGGCAGAAGAUACGUGGUGGUAUCGUGGUAUUGUCGAAAGUUACAGCGACGAAACAUCUGAAUACAAAAUAUUGUUACCAGAUCACGGAGUCACCAUUUGUCUACCUCGACAACAGUUUAUAACGGUAACAAAGAAUUCAAUAUCUGAUGAUUAUCUUACAUAUCCUAUCGGUCUUUAUCAUAUUGUACCUGGAAUUCUCAACUCUUACGCUGGUGAGGAUAAGGCAAAAAACUAUGAGAUAGCCAUAGACAGAAAGUGGAGUCCAGAAGCUAUCAAACUCACAAAAUGUCUGAUGGUUGGAGCUUCACAGAUUUUUUUUGAUCACAUUGCGAAUUUCAAUGGAAAAAAAUGUGGAGAAAUAUACGUGAUAAUUGAUCAGGAAGUAAUACCCUUGAGCUCCACUCUCCUUCACUCGAAUUUUGGAGCUUAUUUUAUGGACCAGGAUUAUGAGAAAAUGCGUCAGCUGGAAUUUCGUAAACCAAGGGAUCGUGAGUAUGGUUAUGAGGAAGUUAUUCUGGAGCUUCCAAUGCUUGAGCCAGUAGAUGUUGACAGCUUGAUGCCUACGAAAAUAGUCUCGUUGACGAUACAUAACUCGACUGUUUCUGAAUCAAGCAGUAAAUUGUAUGAAGAAGUAUUCAUCAACGAUAGCAAUAAAUGUCGGCGACUAACAUCACUGAGAGAUGCUAAUUUCUGUACUUCAAUUCACAAAGCUCUGAAAGAAAUGGAAAUUGAAACCCUGUGGAAAAUGCCUUCGUAUACCUGGCCAGCAAUAACCAAAUGUUGCGAUGUUCUCAUAGUGAGUGCUAAAAGUACGGGGAAGACCCUUGGAUAUGCUGCAGCAAUAGCUAAUUUAGUUGUAGCUACGCAGGGUGAGCAGGAGGAUAAUUAUCCAAUGGUUUUGGUUCUGUGCUCCUCGACUGACGCUGCUCAAAAUGCUCAUGACAUUUUUGCUAGGGUCCUGGCGAACAAUGUAGAGAUUUCAAUUAUCUCUGCUUACAAUGGUAUUGACUACAAAUCUUUGACAGCUAAAUUGUAUAAUGGGUGUCACAUAUUCAUAUCGACCCCAGCAUUCCUGGAGAGAUAUUGUUCUAAGGCGGAAUAUGGUAAAGUUCUCAAUCUCUGCUAUGUACGUCACGUAAUAUUCGAUCAGCUAGAUAUUCUCAUGCAAAAGCAGAAGGCAGAGUUGGUAAGUGUGCUGAAGGACACACCCAUUGGUAAACGAAAGGGUGAAAAUUCAAAGGGGUUCACUGUACAGCUUAUUGCGGUUGCUGAGCAGUGGUCAACAACUCUCGGGAAAUUCACAGAAAUGUUCGGUGAACCUUAUAUCUGCAUUGGUUCACAUCCAGAUGCAGUCAUAUCCUGUGGUAUUCAACCCAAAUUACGGCUAAUUCAAACUAUCCAUAAACCUAAAUUGCUUGUGGAAUUGUUAGGAGAACGCUAUCGAGUUGUAAAAACACUAGUUGUCUGUUGCAGCAGAAGAGAAGCUUCAAAGUUGAAGAAACACCUUUCGAAUUAUUGUAGAAUUUUAUAUGUUGAUGGUAAAUCUUUGAUUGAUGAGAUUCAUGGGAUUAGGGCUUGCUGGCAUGUAGCUGUCUCCGGAUUAUAUCCAGUUUUAAUCUGCACUGACAGUGUUCUUCAUGAUUUACGUAUUUCUGAUGCAGAGUGGUUGAUUCAUUACUCCAUUGGAACGGCAACGAAAUCCAUUUUCAACUUUAGAUUUUCUUCUUUAAUUUCUAAUUUGAAGGAGAAAACAAAGGCGAUGGAGGUGACACUGAUCCUAGAUGAGUCCAAUGACCUACAACUUCGAGGAGUUCUGGACUUGAUGCAGAGAUCAGGAGUGAAAUUAAAGAAAGAUGAAUUAGAAGCAGCUGAUAAAAUUAUGCUGACCCUUGACAGAAAAAAGCAGGGUUUUCCCAUUUGUGAUAGAAUCAAGGCUUUUGGUUACUGUUCGAGUAAAUUUAAUUGUCCGUACAGACACUGGAUACUUCCCGAUAUUGAUAAAUCGAAAACUCCAGUUGAGGAAGGAGAUGUCGUGAAAUUACUUCUCACGUAUAUUCACACAGCUACACAUUUCUCUGGCAGAAUUCUGGAGAGAACUGAUUUCAGUGGACAGGUCCACAAGAUGACUGAUCAUGAACAUGUAAACACUGUUACUAGAGUGAAUCACUAUUUUGCUGAGCAAACCAACAGAUUAAUUGAUAAGAGAAUCUUUGUUGGAGGACUUUAUGGAUACAAACGAGAUGAGGGACAUUUUGAGAGAGUAUCGAUUGUUAAUAUUGUGGAGAGGUAUGUAGACGAGAGACCUAGGUAUGUAGAUCUUAAGUGCAUCGACACAGGUCUUGAGUACCACAAUGUCAGAGUUGGUGUUUUACUGGAAUUAUCCAAGGAACUGAGAGAGGCACCUGCGAAUAUUUUCGAGAUAUUUUUGAGUAACGUGAUGCCUUUCGAUAAAGAGGAUGAGUGGAGUUACUUUGCAAAGAACUGCGUGCAAGAGUGGAUAAAGGAUAAUCGAUCAGUAUCUAAAUUUUUCCAAGCUAGGGUGCAACUGGUUCUAGGGAAUACUGUAUGGAUUGAUACAUUGGACAUCAAGAUGAAAAUCACUGGCAGAAGAGAUCAACUGGUUUCCACCCUCAAGUCGCACUUGAUUAAACUAAAUCAUGGUAUUUCUGAUGAUGAUCACAUCCAACGGCUUCUGAAACUCCGUCAGAUAGCAGCGGCGUCUGAUCCCUGAUCCAUAUAAACGAUUGUAGUCUGUUAUUCAUUUUCAAACAGUAAAGUAAAAUAUACCUAUAUCAAAGCUGCCAGGAUCAACACCAGUUAUGAUAAGGUUUUACUCAUUUAAUUAUUCUUUAAGAACAUGUGGAGGAAGCAUAUUUCACUUAUAAUGGUUUCUUACUAUAAUUUAAAAAAACUAGAAUUAAAUCGUAGUGAAAAUUUAAUGUAUAGGAUGCUAGUGUAAUAUCAACAAUUACUUUUAUUCUUAAUUUCUACAAUUUUUCUAUGUUUAAACAAACAAAAAAGUAAAUAGAUGAAUGAAGCAUUCGGGAAUUAGUCGAUUGAUAGACUGGCGAGUGGGAUUUACAAAAAAUACAAAAUAAACAAAAUUAUACAAAACAACUCGUCUUAAUGUAUACCAGCGAGUGGGUUUAAAAUUCUAAUUGGCUGUGCUUCGAUGCCUUUUUUUUAUUCUGAGUUCACUGCGUUAUUAUAAUGAUCUAUUGGAAAAACUACUCAAAACCACCAAUUUGACAUUUACUUUAAUAAUAAUUAAAUGAUUUUCAACGGAGAGCUUAUCAUUUUAUAUAGUCAUUUUGUGAUUCGAGAAGGACAUUCGAUAGUAUUAUCUGCUAUUACUAAACCAAUUCAAAUAGAAAUAUCUCCAUAUCACUCUGCACUCUGCUAUCGUUAUUAUGUUGUCUAUCUUUUAAGGACACGAUCUGUUAUCAAGAGAUCUUCAGUGCUGUUGCCAAACAGUUUGAAUAAGCUGGAGAUUGAUUCUUACUGAUUUUGCAAUAUUUGCUUAUCCACCAAAAUGUAAAAUAUUAUCUAACCUUCGAAAUCAGAUUACGAUUAUCUGAGGGCAAAUCGAUCAAAGUAGAAGAGAGCAAAUUUGCUUUUUCAUCUUUAUUUGUGGUGUCUAUUCCAUGAUACUUUAAGGCUCGGGUGGAUUAUCUAGAAAAGAUCAUUUACUCCGAAAUUCGGAUUCCUAAUU